Molecule: messenger RNA, 7010 nt
Organism: Cryptomeria japonica (Japanese cedar)
Lineage: Eukaryota; Viridiplantae; Streptophyta; Pinopsida; Cupressales; Cupressaceae
Product: SCAR-like protein 2
Exons: 12
Coding region: 1106-6337 (1743 amino acids)
Biological process (GO): positive regulation of Arp2/3 complex-mediated actin nucleation; actin cytoskeleton organization
Cellular component (GO): cytoskeleton
Molecular function (GO): Arp2/3 complex binding; protein kinase A regulatory subunit binding
Source: RefSeq, a predicted model, not a curated record
UAGCUGUUCAAAUUGAGGCUUAAAAAAACACAUGACUUUUCUGUGACUACAAUUUUUCUGUUGGGAUUAAAUCAUGUUUCUUGAACUAGAAAAUCCUCGUCAUUAAGCUUCUUUACCGCGUUGCUUUUCUUUCAAUUUAUCGGAAUGAGCUCAAAAGAUAUAAGGACAAGUUCUGUUUGAGAGAUCUGCAGAUCAACUCGAACACCGGGAUUUGUGCACAUUUAAUUCGAAUUGGAGUUAAUGUUUUUUCUGAGUUCUCAGAGAUAAUUGGGUUAUCUUUUUUCUGUGUUUGCGGAGCGAUUUUGAGCUAAAUGUGUGAGACUCGAGGAAAUUGAUGUCUGGCUUGCCUGAAACAAUGCUACAUGUUUGCCGGGUUUUCUGUGAGGCAUUUGCCAGGAUAUGCGUAGGGUUUUGGUGAUGGCAUUAGGGUUCAACAUCUGUAGCAUUGUGAAUUGGUUUACUUAGGUGAACAAUUGCAGCGUUUUUCCGUGAGCACGUGAUUGUAGAUCUGGAACUGUGAAAAUUCUGUUUCGUUGGGCUUUGCUGUGGCGAGAAGACAAUUCAAAAGUAUUAGUGUCCCAAUAAACCCAAGUAAGCACGUCAUGAUUUGAUUUUGACUUGGUGAUGCGUUGGGCUCAAGUUCUUCCACCUGUUUCUUAGAACCACUCAAGUCCGAACCUCGGCCAGCAGGGGGGCUUACUGAGCUCACACCACAGUUCAUUACCCCAGUGUGUUUUGCUACAGCAACCGUCCCACCUGGAUUUAAUGCAAUGCCACCAAGCCAGGGAAUUCUUCUACUACAGAUAAGAAUGGGGUCCCUCUGCUCAACGAAUUGCCGCACCUUACAGUCCACAUCGCUUACCUCUAUGUUUCCAUUGUAAAUUAUUGACCUAUAUGACUGGGAGUUGGCUGGUAUAGCAAGAGCCAUGUACCAAUUUCAAAUUGAGGUUUAAAUGUCUGCUAGUCUGACUGCCGUGUCACCGAAGUUAUGGACGUUGCUGAGAAUUGUUCUUUUAGCGUGGGAACUUCGCUUAUUGGCAUGUGGUUAUGAUAUGAGAAUGUUGGAAUCAGAGUAGCCAUAUUUUGAAGCUGAGCAGAAGGAGCAAUGCCGCUAGUGAGGUAUGAAAUUAGAAAUGAAUACAGCCUUGCAAACUCAGAGCUGUACAGAUCGGCUGGCAAAGAUGAGCCCCAAGCCUUACUGGAAGGAGUGGCAAUGGCAGGCCUGGUUGGCAUUGUGCGCCAGUUGGGUGACCUAGCAGAGUUUGCUGCAGAGAUCUUUCAUGAUUUACAUGAAGAAGUCAUGGCAACUGCUGCAAGAGGGCAUGGACUCAUGAUUCGUGUGCAACAACUUGAAGCUGAGUUUCCUUUAGUUGAGAAGUCUCUGAUGUCUGAAAAAAACCAACUUCGUUUCGCAUAUGCAAUGGGUGCUGAUUGGCAUGCUAGUAUUCGCAAUGACCAGAACCAUUUAACUCAAGGUGACUUGCCUCGGUUUAUUCUCAACUCGUAUGAGGAAUGUCGAGGGCCUCCAAGGCUGUUUCUUUUGGACAAGUUUGAUGUUGCAGGUGCAGGUGCUUGUUUGAAGAGAUAUACAGAUCCUUCAUUUUUCAAAAUGGAAUGGGCUAGCACUGAACUCAUGAAAGCUGAAAAAGCUCAAAGAGAUAAGAAAGCGCGCAGAGUAAAGAAAAAAGGACGGAGACGAAGGAAUGGUGACACUGCAGAUGUUACACCUGUUAAUGGCAGGGUUAGAUAUUCAUCUCUAGACCUUGAUCAUCCAAAGCGUGUGCCCAGCAGCACGGUGAAUACAUCAAAUCAAAAGCUGAAGUCUAAAGAGAUUGAUAAAUCUCCUCCCCUGAAACAGCAGAUUGAAAGAUAUCAUAUGAAGGGUACAUUAAAUAUUUCUUCACCUCAGAAAGAUCAGCAUAGGCACAAAGAAUUUUUAGUUGGGUUUGACAAAAAGUUGAACUCAAAGCAUUUGAAUGCAUCUCCUGUUCAGGAUCAAGUAAUAGACAAGUAUUAUGUGGAAGCUCCUUACAAUAAAUCUUUUUCUAAUGAGGAUGCCCAAGAAUCAUCUUCUCGUGUGUGGGAAGAAAAACCUGCAGAUAGAGUUGUUAACAGUGUAAAGUUGGGGAAUGAUCUUACCAUGGUUUCCUCUACAGAGUCUUGGUCACCAAGGAAUGUUGCAGAAGGAAUAUCUCAGAACAUAAUUGGAGCAGAGCAGAAGGAUGUUUUGGUUCAUGAUGAAAGAAGACCCGACAUUCAGGUGGUUGAAAAUGAGAAUGAUGAUGUAGCCAGUGAAGCUGAGAAUUAUAUGGAUGCUCUUGCUACCAUGGAAUCUGAAACAGAGACAGAUUCUGAGACCAAAACAAAACAAGAGGUUGAUUUUGACAUAAAUUCAGAACAUAAAGAAAGUGGCAGAGAAUUAAGUGAGAGGCAUGCUCAGUAUUCUGAAUUUGCUAAUGCUGAAGCUACUGCAUUCUACAAUUGUGACUCAUCAGAUGAAUCUUCGAAAGUAGAAACGUUGUCAGAAUUUUUCUACAAACCUGCAGAUAUUUCUUUAAGUGCAGAAUCAAUGUUAAACACUGUGAAUGCCACAUCAGAAUGUGAUUCUGCAACUGUGGACAUAAACAGGAGGCUUGAUUCUGGACCUUUAUCUCUUACAACAUCGAAAGAAGAUUCAGCUUAUGCUUUUGAUAAUGGAAGUUCAUUGUUCUCUGAAACUUGUAAGAAUGUACAAGUACCUUUAGAUGAGAAGGUGCAUGAGUUGCAUGCUCAGUGUUCAGUAUUUACUGAUGCUGAAGAUCAUGCCUUGAACAAUUGUGACUCAUUAGAUAAGUCUUCAGAUAUAGAAAAUUCAUUGGGGUUUUUCAAUAGCAAGCCCACAGAUGUUUCUUCAAAUGUCGAAUCAAUGCCAUACACACUGAACAACACAUCAGAAUGUACUUCUGCAAAUGUGGACCAGAACAGAAGGCUCUACACUGAACAUUUAUCUGUUGGAAUGUCCAAGGACUUGGAUUCUUCUUUUGAUAAUGAAAUUCCAAUUCACAUAGAAGCUCUUGAGAAUGGCCAAGAAGCUCUUAAGAACAACCAAAUACUUUUGGAUGAGAAGAUACAGAUGGAGGCCGAUGUAACUUCAGAAGAGGGGAUGCUCAAUGGUAGUGAUGUGCCACCUGUUGUUGAUGCUGCAUCUACUAUAGUUGAUGGCAAUGUUGGGAUCGAUGAGUUUGAAAAUGAAGAAUUGUCUUCAGCAUUUCAAAAUAAAGAUGGAACAGGUGCUUUCACAAAUUCUGCAGCUAUUGCUGGAAUUGACAAUGCAGAAGUGUCCUUCAGAUUCCCGACUUUUGAAUCAUCUCUUCUCAGCAAUGAAGAAUUGCAAAUUCUACACAAGGAACCAGCUGCAAAUUCUGAAUGCUUUGAGGGCAUAGAGUCUGGUGGUGAUCUGCAAACAUCAUCUCCCGAGGUGCGUAAAGAUGAGGAUUAUGGUAAUUAUCAUAGCUUUUCUAAUUCUAAUAUAAAAGAGUCAGUUGAUAACUCUGAGCUGGCUGGCAGCAUUGAGAAUGUCGUAAUGCAAGAUAACCAAAUAUACAUUGAUUUGGAAGCCAAUGAUGAGGAAAAUGAAAUGCUUGAAUCCAUAAAGAAUGAUUCUUCUGAUACUCAAUAUGUCCAAUUGCCAAGUGGAUCCUCAUCUCCUGAGUUGGUUGGGCAAAUCUCUGCUGAAUCUGAUUUAAAUAUUGAAUUUGGUGAAUAUUCAGCUGAAAGCAAACCUCAAGAUUCUUUAAAUGAUGAAUAUAUUGCACCUGGCAUGGAUUCUGACUUUACAGACGAACAAGGCUGUCCAGAUAUGCCUCUUCAUCAUGUUCCAUCUGUCAUGCAAGCAAUAGUUGCAGGUGAACUUGAAGAACCUACAGAAUAUGCAUUUGAAAAAGAGUCUCCAAAGUCAGUUGGAGGAUUCCAAGACAGUGAUCUGGCACAAUCUGAAAGCAAUGAAUCAAAACUAUAUGCAAGAUCUCAUGACAUCCCUCCUCAGUCAAAUGUGCUUGAUGGUUACCAAGGCAAUCAGAUAAUCGAGAACUAUUCAAGCAAUGGAUCAAUUAUAGAGGACUCAAUUGCUUGUUCGGGAGUUGAUCAGAGUGUCUCUUCUGAUGGCACUGCGUUACUAUUUAAAAAUGUUGUGGAUGAUAUUCCCAUGAAGGAAGUGAAUUUUCAUUCAGAAGAGCCUGUGGCUGUUGAUUCUGCUACUGUUAAAUUCCCUUUCCUUGCUUGCGAGGCAGACAAUGCUUGCAGAAAAGAGCUAUCUAAUGAAUUUCCUCAUGUUGAGACCUCCAUUAAUAAUGGAGUGCUUCCUGAUGGCUCUCCACGUUUCAGAUCUAUGGAGCUUUGCAAUGAUGGUGGGACAUAUGAGAAUGGGAUAAACGUCAAGUCCAACUCAAAUCAUAAUCUCAGAGAACCUACUGAGUUAUUCGGUUCCCCGCCUUCUGCAAACUCGUUUUCCAAGAAAUCACAUACAAGUUCUUCUCGUGCAGAAGCAGAAAUGCAAAUUCUUUAUGCCAUACCACCAGUUAAGCCUAAUGCUAUUACGUGUCAUUCUAGAUCUAUCCAGAACAGCAGUGAUGGUGUUUCAUUCGAGAACAAUGUUGACACUGAGAUUAAUGGCAAUCCUCACCUUGUAGCUACUGAAGAAUUCAGCUCAUCAGUUUCUGCAAAUUCAUUUUCUGAGACGGUUUAUACAGGUUCUCUUCGUGCUGAUCAAGACAUGCAUAUUCUUCAUGUCAUACCACCGGUGAAGCCUGUUGGUGCUGAACCACAUGCAGAGUCACCAAAAAACUUACCCAAAGCAGUAGACUAUGAUAGUGAACUGCCUUCACCUUUCAUACCACCGGUGAAGCCUGUUCGUGUUGAACCACAUCCAGAGUCACCGAAAAACUUACCCAAAACAGAAGUUUAUGAUAGUGAACUACCUUCCCCUCCUCUUGAGCAUAUAAAGAUAUCCUUCCCUCCUGGUUCUGAUUCACCACUAUCUAUGUAUUCAUUGACCAGUGACCGUGGUUCUGAAUCCCCAAGUAUUGAAAGACAUCAGCCAUCUGAGAGCAAAGCAGAUAAUCUAUCUUCCUCUUUCCAUUUAUUACCAGAACCUGCAAUUCCAUUGCAUCAGGCAGAUGCGAAUCAAACCAUUGGGAUAAUGGGUUCCUUGUCAUCACAUGGAAAAAGAAAGUCAUUUGAAACUCUCUCAGAUAAGAUGCAUAUCUCACAAAUGAGAGAUACAGAAGGUGAUUCCGAAGAUGAAGGUUGGAAGGAAUUUGGGAAAUCAUCACCAGAAGAUUUUCAUGAGUUUUACAAUCAGUCUCUAGAAUCUACUGAUGGACUUAAAGUCUUUUCUGGAAGAACUGCAGUUAGUGAUGCGGACACCGGUUCACCAGGAGUUUUAUCAACAAUAUCUAGAACAAGCUCAUUAAGUCCGGAGGAAACCAGGAAUUCUUUGUUGAAUCUCAAAUAUAGUAGUGCAGAUGCAGGAUCAAGUUUGUCACACUCACGCAACAUAUCUCUGGGAUCGUCUCCAAGGUCUCUUGCAAUUAGUGAACCUCACUCCCCUGUUUCUGGUGAAGAGACAUUUCACAGAAAUCAAGAUUUAUCUUGGAGCCAUUCUCCUCCAUUAGAUACGAAGGCAUCAGUGCAAACUUUCUCUACAUUAGAGUCGAAUUCAGAAUGUAAUUGGAAUGACAUGCCACCACCUCCAGAAAUUUGUCUCAAAAAUGAAGAUUUAUCUAGGAGCCAUUCUUCUGCAUUUGAGUCCGGGGCAUUAGAUCAAACCUCCACCUUAGAACCCAAUUCAGAAUGUAACUUCCAUCAGUUGCCACCACCUCCCCCUCUUCUUCCUUCGGAGAGGCAGAUGAUGAAGUCCCACCAAAUGUCUUCGUUAACAUUUUUAGGGGGUGAACCACCAACUCCACCUGCACUUCCUCCUCCAUUAACAAUGACCAGCUUGAUUCAGGAUCCUUCUCCAAGUUUGGUGCCUCCCAUACAGAUGUCCUCUAAUGACCAAAGGGAUUCACUCAUUGAGGCCAUUGCUUCACAUGACAAAGCCACGCUUAAGAAAGUUCCUAAAGAUAUUCAUUCUAUAAGUACAAAAUCUGUCGAUGAAAGAGAAGAAUUGCUGGAACAAAUAAGAACUCGGUCAUUCAAUUUGAGACAUACUUCUGUGGUGAAGCCAAAUAUUCCAAGGCCUGCAACAAAUAUUAAUGUGGCAGCAAUCUUAGAAAAAGCGAAUGCAAUCCGGCAGUUUCAGGCAUUUGCUGGAAGUGAUGAAGAUGAUGAAGAUGAUGAAGAUUGGAGUGAUACUUAAUUGAAGUCACAUUGCAGAUUAUAUGGAGCUCUCUUGAUGUAUGCAUCUGUAAUUAAAUUGUUCUACAAAAAGCUGGCAGAAUUCUGAAUGAUUGGAUUCAUUUUCCCAGUAAAUGAUGCAAACCCAAGACAUCCCGUCCAACAUAAUAUAGAUCACGUUGAUCAUAAUGCAUGCACCCACUUUGUAUCUUUACCAUGAGCUAGUGAAAUAAGCCAUCUGAGGAUCAUACCACAUCAUUUUCAUUGGCAUCGAUCUGUCCAGGCAUGAAUUGAUGUUAUUCAUGAAUAUACAUGCUUAUCCAGAACUUUCCUUUAAAGCUAAUGUAUGAUAGUUCAACAUGUUUCCCAAAAUCUAGAACAAAUGUUUAGAAAUUCAUGUCUAGCCUGGUUAAUUGUAUCAAUAUCUGUAUAAUCUUCUGUAUGUUGUGCCAUAGUAGUUUGCAGGUUUUAUAAGAUGAUACUGUGAAGCUUCGUUGCUAUUGCUUCAUGGAGCAUGAGGUUUAUUCAUGUUUCUGUCCAUUGUAGUGGCUUGUACUAUUAUAUUGCACUCCCGCAGCAAGGGCUAAUGAAAUAAUUCUGAGAUGGUCGUAUGGCUACGCUUUUUGCAAUUUUCUCAGAUAACUAAUUUUUUUGGUAAUCUAUGAAAUAAACAACAUUGUCAAUCUUAUUCUUCA